AUGGGGCAGCAAAGAGCCAUAAAAGGUUUUGAGGACUGGAGAAAAAUGCCUUCUUGCUCUGCACAAGAUCUUGGCAGACCUCCAGGCUGCCAUGCUAGGACCCUCUGGCAGAGUCUCCAGACAGACAGGCUCCAAUACAUCUUGGAGCACAGUUCCUCAAGAUGGGAAACCUCGUGGCUCAUCAGGGUCUGUUCAUCAGUGACCCAGGCAAGGACAUCAGCCAGCAGGCCAGAGAGGGAAUUUACUGGCUCUACCAACUGCUGCUACACCAGAAAGGUAGUGUCACCUGAAGAUAAUCAAGCAUCUCUGGAAAGGGUGAUCUCUUCUGUCCAAAAUAAGUUAACCGCUAACUCCAGUAGCAGAGGAUGGCAGGCAUGUGUUACAAAGCUGACUUUUCCCCUUAAAGAUGUGAUCACUUGCAAUAACCCUCAAGCCUGGAAGCAAAGCACAAGAGUAUUGCUUUUACAGUUAGUCAGGAGUACAACAAAGGACACGUAUGGUGGCCACAAACCUGAGCCAGAGAGAAACAACAGCUGCCCUGAAGAUCUGAGACUUCAGCAUGCACCAUCUCUGGCAGCUGCCAAAACUCUGUCUACAUGUGGAUAUCAGGUGAGAAGAAAGAACAUGAAGCCUCCUCCACCCCCAAACUCCACGUGGCCUUCUUUACUGUUUGAAACUUUGCUUUGGGAUGUAACCUUUAGAAGAAUCCACUUCAAAGGUUAA
This is a messenger RNA of Mauremys reevesii (Reeves's turtle), 723 nucleotides long. RefSeq lists its product as uncharacterized. Bases 1 to 723 code for a protein of 240 amino acids. The record is from RefSeq and is a predicted model, not a curated record. The transcript is spliced from 7 exons. Lineage: Eukaryota; Metazoa; Chordata; Testudines; Geoemydidae.